This is a messenger RNA of Rhea pennata, 657 nucleotides long. RefSeq names its product NADH:ubiquinone oxidoreductase subunit S5 (gene NDUFS5). Lineage: Eukaryota; Metazoa; Chordata; Aves; Rheiformes; Rheidae. Gene Ontology annotation, biological process: mitochondrial respiratory chain complex I assembly. The coding region runs from base 113 to 433 and encodes 106 amino acids. The transcript has 2 exons. The record is from RefSeq and is a predicted model, not a curated record.
GGUGUCGCCGCGGUGUCAGUGGUUGACGGCAGACGGUGUCGCGAGCGGCCGGUGAAGGACGACGACGACCGCGGCGGCCGGGCCGGGCCGUGCGGCGGCGGCGGCGGGCGCCAUGCCGUUCUGGGACCUGCAGCGGCAGCUGGGCAUCGACGUGGACCGCUGGCUGCUGCGGCAGAGCACGACGCAGCCCUACGGCGCGGCCGCGGCCUGCCACGCCUUCGAGCGCGAGUGGGUGGCGUGCGGGCACGGCCUGGGCCAGACCCGCGCCCGGCGCGAGUGCCAGCUCGAGUACGAGGACUUCCUGGAGUGCAUGCACCGCACCAAGCUGGCUGCUCGUCUCAAAACAAUUCUUGACCAGAGGAACAAGUUAAUAAAGGAAGGGAAGUACACGCCGCCCGAUUACCAUAAGGGCACAGAGGAGCCCAGGCCUUGAUUUGCUGGGGACGUGCAGAGUACCUAACCGUCCAUCGCUUGUAGACAUGUGGAACUUAAACUGCUCUGGAACAGAUAACGUUGUGGUGCAGCCAGUGUGUGCUGACACUGUCCCGUGUGCCCGUGAUGUUGGGGUGGGGGCGAGGUUCUGUGCAAAGCUCUCACCCCUUCUAAAAGGGCUGUGUCAGUAACUAUCAUUUCUGCUAGUAAAUGUCUCUGAUGGAA